AUGUCCCUGCCGCACUCCCUGGGUGACCAAAUUUUCACCUCUCCACUGUACUGGGCGAAGGCUACGAACUUCCCCGAGACCGCGGCACACGCUAUUGACUUCGUGAAGAGGGAGGAAUGGUGGAGCAAGAAGUUCAUGCCCAGUCUCGUGAAGGGGCGCGAUGGCAAAACUCACUUCGACACGCCGUUCUCCCGCCUCCUGGGCAAGCCGCCAAACUUGGUGGCUCGUAUGGUUUCGUCAGCGCCGCCCUGGCGUCUGGGCAUCACGUCGAGCUUGCUGGCGGGUGGUCACUACAACGCUGCUGCCCUCCGCACGAAGGUCGCCGAGAUCCAGGGCAAGAUCCCCGCUGGUGUCGGUAUUACUCUCAACUCGCUCUACAUCAACCCGCGCCAGUUCGGCUUCCGGUUCCCCCUGUGGCAGGAAAUGUGCCGCGAGGGCCUGCCCCUCGAGGGCUUCUGCGCCGCCGCAGGUAUCCCCAGCACGGAGAAUGCAGCCAAGAUCAACGGUGGCCUCGAGGCGGUGGGCACCCGGCGCAUUUCGUUCAAGCCUGGAUCCGUCGGCGGCAUCCGCCAGGUCGUCAACAUCGCCGCGGCUAACCCAGACUUCCCUAUCAUCCUGCAGUGGACGGGUGGCCGUGCGGGUGGCCACCACUCGUGCGAGGACUUCCACCAGCCGAUUCUCUCGACGUAUCAUUCGAUCCGCCGGCACAGCAAUAUCUCGCUCUUCGCUGGCUCUGGGUUCGACCUCGCGCUACUGACCGGUGCCACCGCACACCCCGCAGCACAGUCCAUCGUCGAAUGGCGAUUCGGGUUGGAGAGCUGGGCGGCGGGGUGGGCGGCGCGGCAGGAGCAAAACUCCGUCUCCCAGUUGAAGCCACCGCGCCCACGUUCACUCCCCUCUGAGUCGCGUCCAGAAGACGAAAUGCGAUCGGAAGCGCAGUUCCAGCGGCUCGUUGCAUCAUUCUGCGAGCUACCUUCGCCACACCGAGUGCAGCGUCCGCCGCCAGAUCAGGGCAGGUAUCCCGAGGAGGCAGGCACCGAGGAACCUCGCAGGCCGGAUACGCCGAGCGGCGACAGUGAGCUAGAGGAAGCAGCGCCGUCCUUGUUCGUGGAUCCGAUUGCUAUCCCGAAGUCCGUUACACCCGCUGCGAGUGUGAAUGGGGAGGGGGGGGACAUGAGCAUGCUGGAUAGUCCAGCGAUGGAUGUCGAUGCCCGGAUGAUCGAUACGACCCGUACCCGACUACCAACAAGCGGCGUGCGGUCUCCAUCCAUCAGCUUCGCUCGGGACAACCAGCCAUCGUCGUUCACCCCGGUACUCCUCGACGCCGAGCAGCAAUGGGAUACAUUCAACAUCCCACAGUGCAAGGUUGUGCCAGUGUCUCGUUGCUCGUCCUCUGUCGUCAAUCUGACGCCGGUGCUCACACUCAUUGACAGUCUCGCGAUUCUGUCCGCCGUCCUCGGCUACGCGAUCAAGGGCUCCUUCACCCCUUCCAACAGUCGCAUCCUCGCAGCCUCAACACGCGACGCCCACAUUCGGCUUUCCGCCGGCAAGUCCAAGGGUACCGCAGACUUGAUGCUCCGUUCGGCGCCCGCGACGUCAGCUGCACACGACAACGGCAAGUCUAGUCUGGCGAUGGUCUCCUCGCAUGCGCGUUACGCUGCGGGCGGCGGGAAGGGCAAGGCUGCUGCGUGCGGAGGCGGCACGAUGUUUGCGCUGAGCGCCUGAUGCGGCGCGGGCUCGCUCGCGGAGAUUCUCGGCCUCGGAUACAC
Molecule: messenger RNA, 1769 nt
Organism: Fomitopsis serialis
Lineage: Eukaryota; Fungi; Basidiomycota; Agaricomycetes; Polyporales; Fomitopsidaceae
Exons: 9
Coding region: 1-1725 (574 amino acids)
Biological process (GO): long-chain fatty acid biosynthetic process
Cellular component (GO): fatty acid synthase complex
Molecular function (GO): fatty acid synthase activity; enoyl-[acyl-carrier-protein] reductase (NADH) activity
Source: RefSeq, a predicted model, not a curated record